Messenger RNA from Morus notabilis, 1060 nucleotides. RefSeq lists its product as uncharacterized. Lineage: Eukaryota; Viridiplantae; Streptophyta; Magnoliopsida; Rosales; Moraceae. The transcript has 6 exons. Gene Ontology annotation, molecular function: protein-folding chaperone binding; Hsp90 protein binding. The coding region runs from base 187 to 648 and encodes 153 amino acids. Gene Ontology annotation, cellular component: nucleus; cytosol. The record is from RefSeq and is a predicted model, not a curated record. Gene Ontology annotation, biological process: chaperone-mediated protein complex assembly; protein folding.
ACUAGACUAGCAACAAAAAAGAAAAAUCAAUCGGCCCAGUCAUCCCUGAAGGAACUUUUUUGCACUCCUGAAGACAAAAAAACAGGGAUCGAUUCUGCACUUGCCCUUGGGAACUUGACUCAUAAUAAUUCCUGCGUUGUGGCCGAAAAGUCGCGUAGAGAUUAUACGCACUCCACUUUCAAAAAAAUGAGUCGGCAUCCGGAGGUUCUUUGGGCACAGAGAUCGGACAAAGUGUAUUUGACGGUGGCACUUCCCGAUGCCAAAGACAUCAGCGUCAAGUGCGAGCCUCAUGGUUUCUUCACUUUCUCUGCUUUGGGACUCAAUGGCCAACGCUUUUACUUCUCUUUGCCUCUUUAUGCUCCCAUACUCCCUGAGGGUUGCAAGACUAAGGUUGGGUUAAGAAACAUACUGUGCUCAAUCCAGAAAGAGCAGAAAGGAUGGUGGAAACGAUUGCUAAAAUCAGAAGAAAAACCGGCACCUUAUAUUAAGGUCGAUUGGAACAAGUGGUGUGAUGAGGAUGAGGAAGAGUCCAACACUGACUUGGCCUUUGAUGAUGAUGAUGAAGCAUACGUCGGUGAAGAUGACGAAAGCGGCGACGAUGAGGGAAUGCUUUAUCUCCCUGACCUGGAAAAGGCACGAGGAAACUAGAAACAAUGAGCAGCAGCGAGCCACAGCGACAUCCAGACCGAGAUGAGAUGGAGGCAGUCUCUUCGAUAAAUUGAUUAAUACACUAGAGAAACAUUUGAGUUUGAUGGAAUAGAUGAGUACUAUCAAAACUGAGACUUGUAUAUAUCUAGAAUCGAACCUUUCAUCUUCAGAGUAAUGCGAUCGUUUAGGCUGUAAGUCUCGGCUGUUUUCCGCUGGUGUAUUUGACAUGGAAAACCUUUUUCGCUCCGCUUAGCCCUAUCCCUCUCUAGGGGUAUUUUAGCGAUAGGUUCUAUAGGAACUAGACAAUCCUAUUUGGUCAAAUACCUAGCGACAAACUCCUAUGUUCCUUUCAUUACAGUAUUUCUGAACAAGUUCCUAGGCUAAUUUCAUGGAUUGUUUUCUUACCGUUCCA